UUAAAGAUUUAAAGGUAUUUUGGAACAGAAGGCAGGAAAUUGAGGGGAAGAGAAUCAUGGGCCAUUAGUUUCGAUGCACUUAAAAGUAAUCUUUUUACAAAUCCCACAUUAUAUCCUCAUUAUUUCUCAAACCCACAAACACACCACACUACUACUACUACUACUUCCCUCACCACACUGCAAUUUAUGCAAACAACAACAACAAUGCCAAUGCCCAGUCCACCUGACUCCCUCAACCAAAACUCCAACAACCCAUUCAACAACUUCCUCCACACCCUCCUCUCCGAUGGCAACGUCAUGCUGUCCGCCGUCAUAUCCCUCCUCCUCGUCAUCCUCUUCGUCCUCUUACUCCACGUCUACGCCAAGUGGUUCCUCGCUCACACCCGUCGUCGUCGUCGUAGCCCAAGCUCCGUCUCCGUCUCCCACGUCCUCGGUCCACCUCGUUUCCACCAUUUCAACAACACAUUAACUUUCGACACCCCCACUCUCUCUUCCUCUUCUACCACCAAAGGCCUCGAUGCUUCGGCCAUUUCCUCGAUCCCUCUGUUCGUGUACUUGUCUGAUCAAAACAAAGAGCACGGACUCGAAUGCGUGGUUUGUUUAAGCGUGUUUGAAGAUAAUGAAGUGGGGAGAGAAAUGCCUAAUUGUGGUCAUGUUUUUCAUGUGGAGUGUAUUGAUGUUUGGUUGACAUCGCACUUGAAUUGUCCCAUUUGUCGAGCGCCGGUACUGAUUGCGGAGAUCGAUUCGGUGUCAUCCAACGAUGCAGCGAGAGAUGAGGAAUCGGAAAUUGUGAUUGAAGUUUCGAAUUCUGAUGAGAAUAAUGAGAGUGGAAUUGGAGCGAUGAUGAUGAGUGAUUCGUUAUCGGCAUGUUCAUCGUCUUCUUCAUCUUCGUUGUCGUCGCAAGUAGCGAUGACACUGAGUGGUUCGUUGAAGAGGAUGUUGAGCAGGAACAGAUCUGAGCGUAAAAUUCAUCCGUCAAUGUCGUCCAUUGUUGAUGAAUCAAACGAUUGAGACAGAGAGAUGAGAAAGAAAUCAUCACUUUCCAUCCAUUUUCCAAGAUCAGACAUAUGUACAGUACCACCGUAGCCUAGUACUCAGGUUUGUUUUGAAUACUGUCGCGCACCGCCGAAUUCUCUGUAUCCAAAUUUUUAAUUUUUGUGCUCCAAAGUGUGUUGUCAGUGAUACUGUAUCAAAAGUACUGGUUCCAUUCAAUGUAUCAAAUACAUCUUGUGGACUACUUUUUUUUAAUUAAAUCAGGAUAAAUGAUAUUGAUAAUUUUUAUA
Messenger RNA from Camellia sinensis, 1283 nucleotides. Its product is annotated as RING-H2 finger protein ATL2. Gene Ontology annotation, molecular function: transferase activity. The record is from RefSeq and is a predicted model, not a curated record. Gene Ontology annotation, biological process: protein ubiquitination. NCBI's taxonomy places the organism in Eukaryota, Viridiplantae, Streptophyta, Magnoliopsida, Ericales, Theaceae.